CACAGUUCUCUCACCUUCUCGUCUUCAGCCUCCUAGCUUCAGCUACAGCCAUGAAUUCCGUACGAGUAGUCAUGAUGGUAGCAGCCUCAGUCUGUGUGCUCGCCGAGCCAGAGCCAGGCUUCCUGGGAGGCCAAGGGGGCGGUCAUGGCGGAUCAGGAGGUUAUGGCAAUUCUGGAAGUCCAGGAGGGUUUGGAAGUUCCAGAGGAUUCGGUGGAGGUUUUGGAGGCCACGGUAGCUCCGGAGGUUCCAGAGGCUUUGGAGGAAGCAGCUACGCCAGCGCAGCGGCCGGAGCACCCUCCGCAUACCAGGCAGGCCAGCAGCUGCCCUACGGGGCGGGAACCUUCGGCGGUAGAGGAGGUCCAGGCUUCGGACCCCAGGGAUCUUUCGGGAACGGCCGAGGUUUCGCCCACGGCCAGGGCCAAGGUCAACAAGGAGGAUUUGGAGGUCGAAGUCAAUCAGGAUGGAAUAAGGGGCUCGGUGGUCAGUUUGGUGGCAACCAAGGAAGAUCCUUCAACCAGAAGUCUGCACCUUACGGAGCCGGUACUGGGUUUGGAGGAAACGCUUGGUGAUACGGAACCUUCAAGAAUUUGGACUUUUAACUUUAAAGAAUUUUGAAUUUAUAAUUUCACUAAUUUUAUUGUUUUUUAAAUAAUUGAAUUUUCAAGCUUUUGUACUGUGUAAAUUGAAUAAAUUGAAUACAUUUUUCAUAAA
This is a messenger RNA of Macrosteles quadrilineatus (aster leafhopper), 711 nucleotides long. RefSeq names its product ctenidin-3-like. Lineage: Eukaryota; Metazoa; Arthropoda; Insecta; Hemiptera; Cicadellidae. The record is from RefSeq and is a predicted model, not a curated record. The transcript has 2 exons. Bases 51 to 569 code for a protein of 172 amino acids.